GGUCGCCAAUGCGCUGCUACAAGCGGCGCUGAUGCUGCUCUGGCUCCCAUGUCUGGGGAUGUACCAGCGAGCCAGGUGUGCCGAGCGGAAGACUGAGAGGCGCAGCCCGGCUCGGCGGAAAGAAAGGCCGUCUCCUCCUGUUCCAAUCUGGCAACAGGGCAGCCACCCACGAGAGGCGGGGCCUGACCAUCUGGACCAGGCUGGUGGAAGGCUGGAAGCUGAGCUCCAUGCUCUCAUCGAUCCCGAUGACGGUCCCCAAGCGCUCAGCACACGUUUCUCAGGACUGUAGGAGAUGGCCCCCCCCUCGCUGAUGACACGUGAUAAAUCUCACGCUGCUCGCAGUGUCUCCGCACCGAUGACCAUGUGGCCUGCUCUGCUGUUCUUCUUGGCUUCCUUCUCCUCCGCCACGUCCCUCUAUGGCGAAGAGCUCAAAGGCUGCGGAGACAAUAGUAGCAGUUCCGGCCCGGUGUUCGAGGAGCAGCCUGCGGACACCAUCUACCCAGAGGAGUCUUCAGAGGGACAGCUCCUGCUGCACUGCCGCGCCCGUGCCAGCCCUCCUGCUGCCUACAAGUGGCUGCUGAAUGGCCAGGAGAUCAAGCUGCUGGAGGAGCCAGAUGAGCACUACAGCCUGGUGGGCGGGAGCCUACAGAUCCGGCAGCCGGACCGCAGCCGGCACGCCGGCAAUUACAAGUGCAUGGCACUGAACGAGUACGGCAGCAUCGUCAGCAGGGACGCCGUCGUGAGGUUCGGAUACUUGGAUCCUUUCUCCACUGAGGAGCGGGAGGCUGUGUUUGUCAAGGAGGGCCAGGGGGCGGUGCUGCUGUGUGCUCCACCCCCACAUCAUCCAGCUGAGCUGUCGUUCCGCUGGAUGCUCAACGUUUUUCCGAUCUUCAUCCCCUUGGACAAGAGACGUUUCGUCUCCCAGACCACGGGAAACCUCUACAUCUCCAAAGUGGACUCGACCGACUCGGGAAACUACUCCUGCUUUGUGUCCAGCCCGUCCAUCUCCAAAAGUGUCUUCAGCAAGUUCAUCCCACUGGUGCCAAUAACAGAGCGCCCAAUCCGGAAGUAUCCAGCAGACAUUAAGGUUAAAUAUCCGGACACCUAUGCUUUGGUGGGACAAAACGUGACACUGGAAUGUUUCGCUCUAGGAAAUCCCAUCCCAGAGGUCCGCUGGAGGAAGGAGGACGCGGAGAUGCCCCCCCGCCUGCAGACCAGCAUGGCGGGCGCCUUGCUGCACAUCCCCAGUGUGCAGCUGAGUGACGAGGGCACCUACGACUGCGAGGCUCUCAACUCCAAAGGCAAAGACCGCCACAGGACCAGGCUGUACGUGGAUGCUCACCCCGUGUGGGUGGAGCACAUCGUCACCAUGGAGAAGGACAUCGGCAGUGAACUGACCAUGUCGUGCGUGGCCACCGGCAAGCCCAAGCCUCACAUCCGCUGGCUGAAGAAUGGCGAGCCGCACGGCAGAGGGGAGCUGAAGUUCGACAGGUUGGCGCUGAGUGACUCCGCAAUGUACCAGUGCAUCGCGGAGAACAAGCACGGAGUCAUCUACGCCAACGCCCAGCUGUAUGUCAUGGCUUGCUCUCCCUCGUUCGAGAAGAACCCCGUGAAGAAGGAGAUCCUGGGCGCCAAGAAUGGGCGGGUGGUAAUAGAGUGUAAACCGCAGGCCGCCCCCCGAGCUCGACUGUCCUGGACCAAAGGCACCGAGCUGCUCUCCAACACGUCCAGAAUCCGCAUCUGGGAGGAUGGCAGCCUAGAGAUCCUCAACGUGUCCAAGGUGGACGAGGGGAAGUACAGCUGCUUCGCUGAAAACAACAGGGGCAAAGCCAACAGCACCGGGUCCCUGUCCAUCACAGAGGCCACCAAGAUCACGCUGGCCCCGUCCAACGCCGACGUGCAGGUGGGGGAGGACGCGCGCAUGCAGUGCGGAGCGUCACAUGACUCCAGCCUGGACAUCACAUUCACCUGGGCGCUGGACGGCCACGUCAUCGACUUCGACAGGGAGGCCGAGCAUUACCAGCGCACGAGCCGGGAAUCCAGCAGCGAGCUGCACAUCCGGAAUACGCGGCUGAAACACGCCGGCCGCUACAUCUGCACCGCCCAGACCAUCGUGGAUAACAUCAGUGCCUCAGCCGACCUCUUUGUCAGGGGCCCCCCCGGUCCGCCACUGGGCAUCCAUGUGGAGGAUAUCAAAGAGAAGUCCGUUAAGCUCCUCUGGAGUCGAGGCCCGGACAACCACAGCCCCAUCUCCAAGUACACCAUCCAGGCCAGAGAGGCCUCCUCUGCGAACCCCGACGAGUGGAAGGACGUCAGCACCUGGCCGCCAAACGUGGAGGGCAACGAGGAGACCGUCACCGUGGUGGACUUGAUUCCCUGGACGGAGUACGAGUUCCGCGUGAUAGCCACCAACACCCUGGGUACCGGAGACCCCAGCAGCCCGUCCCCCAGAAUCACGACGCUGGAAGCAAUUCCUGUGGUGGCUCCAUCGGACAUCGGAGGGGGUGGCAACAUCAGCAGAGAGCUGGUGAUCACCUGGACGCCUGUCAAGCGUGAGUACUACUAUGGGCCGAACUUUGGCUACAUCAUCGCUUUCAAGCCGCACUAUGACUCAGAGUGGAGGAAGGUGACUCUGGCUGACCCUGAGGCCAGACAAUACAUCCACAAAGACCCCGCCCUGCCUGCCAACACAGAGUUCCAGGUCAAGGUCAAAGCUUUCAACAACAAGGGUGAAGGCCCUUAUAGCCUGACAGCCAUCAUAUACUCGCCACAAGAUGUCCCUCUGGAGCGUCCUGCAAACGUGGUCGCCAGGACAUUAUCAGCAACAGAGGCCAUUGUAGUGUGGCUGUCCGGGACCCAGCCAGGGAUCGAGGGCUACCAGGUGAAGUAUUGGAAGAAACACGACGACAGUGAGACGGCCAACCAGAAGGUGCAGGUGCCCGCCACCGAGAACCAGACCCGUCUGGAAAACUUGCUGCCCAACUCGCACUAUGUCAUCGAAGUGCAGGCAUACAACACAGCCGGAUUCGGCCCCCCCAGUAACCGCUACGAGAUUCACACCAAGAAAGCACCUCCCAGUCGCCCCCCCAGAAUAAUCAAGAAGAGCUUCAGCCGGAGCGUGGUCAACAUCGCGUGGGAGCACGUGGAGCCCCUGGCCAAUGAGUCCACCAUAAAGGGCUACAAGGUGGUGUACAGACAGGAGGGCGACGUUGAUGAGGUGCUCUACACUGCCACCAACGAGCACUCCAUCGACCUGCCGCUUCCCAAGAAGGGCUACUCCGUGGUGGAGGUGCGAGCCCUCAGUGAAGGUGGGGAUGGAGCCGUCGCACAAGUGCGCAUUUCAGGUGGCGCGAUGCUUUCGGCACAGCCCCUCGGUCUGGCCGCCCUGCUCACCGUCGCCCUCUGCUGCCUGGGAUUGUGAAUGUAGCGCCAUCCACUGGCCUGAACUCUGGUGGAGAGGACUCUGUGAGGUCACCUCCAGCACGGACUUGGACUGCCCCCAGUACCUGGUUUCAACAUAUGGCCAAAUGCAAUACAGGAAAAACAAGCAUAAAAGACAUAUAGGAGGAACUGGGAAGAACGGAGAAAUGCAGAAAAACUCUUAUUUAGAAAUUAUAAAGUUAUCUUUGUUCAAGGAGCACAGGAAAUGUUUUAACUCGCUCAGUAUGCCUUACUUAUAAACUCCUACUGGUCUUUCAUUGUUGCAUGAAUUGCUCUAAAGGGUGUUUCACCAUGACCACUCAGUAGACCACAGCCAAGGAGGCGGCGCGUACAGCAGACAGACGCCAUCUCCACGGCUGGGGAGCCCCCCCCUCGCCAGGGGCCUUGCUAGAGAUCUCGGACCCCAUGAAAGCAUAUCAUAUUGGGCCCCCCAGCCCAGACAAAUCCAGUUAUUUUCCUAAUUUUUUUUGGCCCCUGUCAGUCAGGGGCCCUUGGAGUCAUCCUAAUCCCCCCACCCCAGUACCCCUGUUCCUCCGGCCUGAAGUAAAUAAUUCAUGCCACGGAUGAAUUCAUGAAUGAUUUAACAUGGUACAUUCAACCGUCAGGUGGAGUACAGUGCAGUUAGGGUCUGUUUUUGUGGUUUGCACACUUGGUAUGUGGCUUUUUCACCCAUCAUCACGGGAUAAACUUUACUGGGAUACGGUCAGAAGCAGAGAGGUUUUAAUAAUCCUUGUGUUGUGUUUGUGAGCGAUUCCGGACGUUUUUAUAGGCAGUCAGUGUAAGUACUUUGAUAGCUGAUCCCAUCGGUUAAUAACUCUGAAACGGUAACAUGCUCCUUGACUUUUGAAUGUGUCUCUUUUCAAACCAAAUCACGAUUUAACAAAUCGCCCCAAAUUUAAAAUAAAAAGCACCAUUAUCAUCCAUAGCAACAUGUAACAUUUGACGGAAAAAAAGUUUAAUUGUUGCCAACGGAAAGUGUUUUAUAUUUGUAGAUAGCAAGCAUUUAAAAUAUCGAGAUCAUGCCGCUGUUUAGUGUCUGUGUUUUUGGCAGAAUAAGCACCUCAGUUGGGGGAACUCCGCAGAGCAGGCCAUCCGCGCGCGCGUCUCUGUGCCGGCCUCCUGUUUGCCCAGCGUGACCGUCUGCGGUGUCCCCGACUCACACAUCUCCACCAGCUUUGCUUGUCUGUUUGUUUUCUAAAAUAUUCGAAACCUAGAUCAUGGUUUUUAUUGUCGUGAAAAAAUUAUUCAAGAGAAACAGAAUAAAGAGAAACAGAAUAAAGAAACCUGUAAUUACCCGAGAAAUCAGGCUGGUUUGGGGUAGUAUAGUGUUCUCUAGUAUUAUUAUUAUUAUUAUUAUUAUUAUUAUUAUUAUUAUUAUUAUUGCUGCACUGGUGGUUACUAAGGAUUUUUAAUGUGAGGGACUCCCGUGACUAGAAUAAAUAAUAUGUCCUCUUGUUUACGAUAAUUUAUGUCUAUAAGUUUAAUAAGACAUCGCCUGAGCUGCUUAUCCAGUGGGACAAAGACACUGUGUCUUUCGCUGUGAAAUAUUCCCGAAAUCCACUAAGGUGCAUGAAGGGAUCCAAACCUAAGGGACCUGCCGCGUUCAAAUGGAUCAGCGGCACUUCCUGCUGGCGUUUCUGUGCGUCUGCACGGGAAACACUGUCAGUCAAACCCCCCCAAUCAGAUAUGCAGCUCACACCGUUUCAUCUGAAUAAUUAACUGACAGAAGUCUUACACCAAUGGCACAUAAGUCACUGUGACUGGCUGAAAGCAGACUCUUAAGUGUCCAGGUUUUAUAAUGAAUUAAUUCUUAUGGCUAAAACACUGGUGAUAUGCUGACAUGGUGUAAAUUGUCUUGAUUUUGGUCUUUGUAGCCCGGUUUGCAUUGGUGACCAACCAGGCAGCCAAACCUGCCUUUAGAGCCUGCAAACCGGAAUGCGGGUCUGGUUCUGACAGACCUGGACCUUCUCCAGGCUGAAUCACCCAUGCGGCCGGCCGCUCGCUGUGCCCUCACCGUAAAACCACCACCUUAGGCCAAUGCCUGUGAAACUCAUUGUAUUGCAUAAUCCUAUUGAAAGUUAAAUAAAUUUCUCUCUAACACAAAAUGUCAUUAUGAUUCAGCAGUAGAAUAUUAGACUUUUUUUAUUUUAAGAAAUUAUUUUUGUGUUUUUACGAAAGGUUUUAAAUGCAUAAGCACUGAGAUUUUCUCUGAUAUUUACAGUUUAUUAGAGGUUUGUUAUGGAAAAGUAAUUCAGGUCACUUAUGUAAAGAGCCUAAGUCGUAAUUAUAUCAAAUUUGCUUAUUAAAGUAAAUUAUGUGAGCUCCGGGGUUUGGCCACGCACUGGUUUGUUUCCCAGUCCCUUCGGAGGGGCCACCCUGACGGCCCCCUGCCCCCUUUUCUUGGGUCCCUGAAGUUAUGUGGUUUCACACAUCAUUUUAUUUGCAGUAUUUGAAUUUUCCAGCGUAAAUGGAAACGCUGUUCGCCGCAUCUGAAGGGCCCUUUUGCAUCAAAAUUACUGACUGUAACUUAGCAUCAUAAGUACCCUAAUAAAGCUAAACAUUAUACGUUUGAA
Messenger RNA from Paramormyrops kingsleyae, 6014 nucleotides. Its product is annotated as contactin-1a-like. The record is from RefSeq and is a predicted model, not a curated record. Gene Ontology annotation, biological process: cell-cell adhesion. Lineage: Eukaryota; Metazoa; Chordata; Actinopteri; Osteoglossiformes; Mormyridae. Gene Ontology annotation, molecular function: protein binding.